Molecule: messenger RNA, 1671 nt
Organism: Entelurus aequoreus (snake pipefish)
Lineage: Eukaryota; Metazoa; Chordata; Actinopteri; Syngnathiformes; Syngnathidae
Gene: ube2na
Product: ubiquitin-conjugating enzyme E2Na
Exons: 4
Coding region: 95-550 (151 amino acids)
Source: RefSeq, a predicted model, not a curated record
GCUUGUUGAUGUCAUGACGCAAACAACCCGGAAGUCGUAGGUGUGCGUGUGCUGUCAUCCAGAGAGGAAGCACUGAGCUCGUAUUUGCGACAAGAUGGCAGGACUGCCCCGCAGGAUUAUAAAGGAAACUCAGCGCUUGUUUGCGGAGCCUGUGCCAGGUAUCCAGGCGGAGCCUGAUGAGAGCAACGCCCGCUAUUUUCAUGUGGUCAUUUCUGGGCCUCAGGACUCACCUUUUGAGGGGGGUACAUUUAAACUUGAACUCUUUUUACCGGAGGAAUAUCCGAUGGCAGCCCCUAAAGUUCGCUUCAUGACUAAAAUAUACCAUCCAAAUGUAGACAAGCUGGGAAGAAUAUGUCUAGACAUUCUGAAAGAUAAAUGGUCACCAGCUCUGCAGAUUCGCACAGUGCUGCUGUCAAUCCAAGCAUUACUAAGUGCACCGAACCCUGACGAUCCCUUAGCAAAUGAUGUUGCAGAGAAGUGGAAGAGCAAUGAAGCUGAAGCUAUAGAGACAGCCAAGUCAUGGACCAGACUUUAUGCAGGAAACAAAUGAAGUGACCAGCAGCCUGACAUGUGAAGACAUACAUGGAAGUCAAGUGUGAACACAAAAUCCUCAUUUUCUGCCAAUACCUCCUUUAUUUGCAUUUGAAGGACACGGUCAAAUUAAAUACUCACACACGUAUGUUAUGGAUAAACAAUAUAAUAAUGAAAAGGGAAAAAACCUGCUGGCACUUAGUCAAUUUAAAGUAUUCUAGUAAAAUGGUCCAUGUCCUAAAUAACUCACUACUGUUUAGUCAGAGGUUUUGGAUUUGCUCACCUAGCUUUUUUUGUACAUCAGUAGUCUGCCAACUGCUGCUUUAUUAACCAGCUGAAGGGGGCGGAGGGGGUCUCGAGUCCCUUAUUUUUCCUCUGGGGUCGGAGGGUGGGGGGGAUACCAGUAAUGGUUCGAGGAAAGGAGGGCUAGAUUUGGCCAGUAUGAUAUAUUUUUAUGUUUCUUUUAACUUUGUGUUCCUUUAUUCGUGCUAAUUGAACACAGCUAACAGCUACUAAUAGUUACCUCCUGUAGUGUAGACGGUCACCUGGACACGCACAAUCACAAACUAGCUCUCCCUAUUUAACCCACAAGUAACCGGACUGAAAGCGAUCCUGUUACUUUCACAUCACCAUCACUUUUCAACCACUGCUUUCAAGGACUGUGCUGUGUGUUUGUCGGUGACAAAGGGGAGUUAGGGUGGGCCUAAUGGACCUUGACUUAGUUUUUUGUUUCAUUUUCAGUAGCGAGGCCUCUGUAUUGUAUUUUUCUUAGUACUGUCAUACUAAACUCCACUCAGCCUUUUUUCUUGUGCAUUGUCAGUAUGACGCUACAAGACUCGGUGGCGUAUGAUUUUCCUCUCCGUGGUAAUUAGACUACAAAGCAGGAGUUCCACUUGAGCUGUCAUGUAUUAAAUAGUACCAGUCAAAAUUGGGGCAGCAUAAGCGAUGCUGGGUUGUGGCAUGAUCAAUCUCCCAAUUUGACACCUGACUGUCAAUGUUCUUUGGCCACUAAGUCAAGUGAACUGUAAAUUAUUCUUUCAGAUCAUUAAGGGGGGAAAGUUUUUCCUGUUCUUACAAUGUUAUGGAAAAACGUCAUCUACAUCCAUUUCAGUUCUGUAAAUAAAAACUAUUAGUUAAUAA